ACUCCGCGGAAGACCAGGGUCCUGAGAGAGACUAUGGGCGGUGAGAGCUUGCUGCUGCUGCUGUUGCGGUCAUCAUGACUUCGCCCACCUCCCGCAGACCAUGUUCCAUGUUUCUUUUAGGUGUAUCUUUGGAAUUCCUCCCUUGAUCCUUGUUCUGUUGCCAGUAGCAUCAUCUGACUGUGAUAUUGAAGGUAAAGAAGGCAACGAAUAUGAGAAAGUUCUAAUGAUCAGCAUCAAUAGAUUGGACAACAUGAUAGAAAUUGGUACCAAUUGCCCGGCUAAUGAAUCUAACUUUUUAAAAAAGCAUUCAUGUGAUGAUAAUAAGGAAGCUAUGUUUCUAUAUCGGGCUGCUCGAAGGUUGAAGCAAUUUCUUAAAAUGAAUAUCAGUGAGGAUUUCAAUGUCCACUUAUUGAUUGUUUCAGAAGGCACAUUAAAACUGUUGAACUGCACGGGCAAGGUCAAAGAAAGAAAAGCACCUUCCCAGGGUGAAGCCCAACCCAUUAAGAAUUUGGAAGAAAAUAAAUUGUUGAAGGAACAGAAAAAACGAAAUGACUUGUGUUUCCUAAGGAGACUACUAGAAAAGAUGAAAACUUGUUGGAAUAAAAUUUUGAAAGGUGCUAAAGAUCCCUGAAAACUAUGGAAUGGCGAUAUAGAAACAUGUGAACUUUAGUUGCAUCCAUGAAGAUUUGCUCAUGCAAUUUGGGGGGGAUAGAACACCUCCUAGAAGCUACUGAAUGCAUCCUGGUUAAAAUGGAUUACAGGCGUUGGAAAAAAAAAUCCAUGUUUUAAUACUAGAAGAUGGACGUUAACAGUGGAAACCAAAUGCUGCAAUCAACAAUGCAUUAUAUAUAUAUGUGGGCACGUAUCAGUCUGUUUUGAUUCUGAACUGAUUUUGUAUAAGACAAUUCAUAUAAGGUACCUGUUGCAAUAAUACUUUUUUUAAACUUGUUUGAGAAUUUCAGGGAAAAAUACCGAAUCUAUGAAAUAUAUAACAGUUGCAGGAAUGGAUUCAAGAUUAACAUUGUUUAAUUAUCAGAAUAAUUUUAGGGCCCACUCUGCAUCAGUAUGUUGCAUUAAGAGUGGAUAAUUGCAUCUUCUUGGCUGGAAAUGUUUCAGGGUUAAUAGCAAGCUCUGAGUAACGCCCAUGAGGACAUGCUAGUCAUACACCUUAAAGAAGCAACAACACAAAGGAGCCCGAGAUACUUAAGAGAGAUAUCAAGAGACGUAAUUAAACAUGAAUGCUUAACACAGGGGCUUCAAUAAAUGGUAUAUCAAGUGUAUUUAAAUGGAAAUAAAGGAUAAUUUCAAAAAAAAGAAAAAACAACAAACCAUCUCUUCUAAGGAUGCCAAAACUUAGUUUACUUUUGUCAUGUAUGUAUAAUAAAACUAGUAUAAAUGAGUUUGCAAUUUUUGAAGUACAUUUUUAAGAGAAUAAUAUAUGUUGACCUUUAUUCAAUGCAAUAUGUAUAUUUAAUUUUGACACUGUAUCUGUAUAUAAAAAUAUUUUCAUACCAUAUUACAGACAAAUUGCUUACUUUGGAUAACAUUUCUCCUUUCAUAAUAAAUGGGCUAUGCAUUAACACUACCAGAUUCAUUCAGUGAGCCCCAAAAGGAUUUUUAAGACAAGGUUUUUAAUAUUGCACCACUAUUUGGUCUCCCACUUCCACUGAAUAUAACAUCCUUCAUACCUUAUUACCCAGAAUCUUAUUACCCAAAAUUAUAGAUGAGCAGGAAGACUACUGUCUAUGUUAAACUCUAGCCUUUUAAAAGACACCUUUGUAUAUACAAGACCCAGUUAAGAAAGGUCUGCGAACAGUCCUCAUUCCCUUAUAAAGGGAAAUGUAAAUACUAUUAUAGAUGGGCCAGAUGCCUGAAACAGCUACCAGUUUCCAGUUUGUUGAACUUGCAUCCUCUAUGCUCUCUCACAGCUCCACCACCAUCUAAGUAAGUAGGUGCUGACUGGCUUUAUUUGAUCCAUAGAAGAUGUCCAGGUGACAGCUUCAAGGCGUGAUGAUAAUAUUUUUCUCUCAGUCUGCAUAUGUCUCUCUGCGUUUCUUCUCA
Molecule: messenger RNA, 2061 nt
Organism: Loxodonta africana (African savanna elephant)
Lineage: Eukaryota; Metazoa; Chordata; Mammalia; Proboscidea; Elephantidae
Gene: IL7
Product: interleukin 7
Exons: 6
Coding region: 101-631 (176 amino acids)
Biological process (GO): immune response
Cellular component (GO): extracellular region
Molecular function (GO): growth factor activity; interleukin-7 receptor binding
Source: RefSeq, a predicted model, not a curated record